AUGAUCGAUCUCGCCGCGCGCCAUCAGUUGCUGGAUACAUUUGACAAAGAGGGCUCGCAGCAUGCCCAUCAGCCUAUGGCGACCAUCAUUAGCAUAUUGCAACCACUAUCUGUCUUCAGCAGACGCACUACGACGACGUUCACUUCUACGAGAAGCAGGACUACAUCUUCGAAUGGUCUCGCAUCAGCCUCGUAUCCCGCUGCCUCUUCAGAUUGCUGUCACUCCGGCCACUCGAUGCAGAAUCCGAGCGUCGCGCCCCCUUUCUUCAAGAUGGCUAAGCCUCGUGGACUUAACACAGCCCGUAAGCAGGUCUCGACCCGCCGAGACAACCGCUGGGCCGACGCUGCCUACAAGAAGCGCGCCCUCGGCAACUUCUACAAGACCUCCCCCACCGGUGGCUCGUCCCAGGCCAAGGGCAUCGUCCUCGAGAAGAUCGGCGUCGAGGCCAAGCAGCCCAACUCGGCUAUCCGAAAGUGUGUCCGUGUCCAGCUCAUCAAGAACGGCAAGAAGGUCGCCGCCUUCGUCCCCAACGACGGCUGUCUCAACUUCGUCGACGAGAACGACGAGGUCCUCAUCUCCGGCUUCGGUCGUGCCGGUAAGGCCAAGGGUGAUAUCCCCGGUGUUCGUUUCAAGGUCGUCAAGGUCUCAGGCGUUGGCCUUCUGGCACUUUUCAAGUCUAAGAAGGAGAAGCCCCGCUCUUAG
Moesziomyces antarcticus is the source of this 702-nucleotide messenger RNA. Its product is annotated as ribosomal protein S12/S23. The record is from RefSeq and is a predicted model, not a curated record. Gene Ontology annotation, molecular function: structural constituent of ribosome. The coding region runs from base 1 to 702 and encodes 233 amino acids. Lineage: Eukaryota; Fungi; Basidiomycota; Ustilaginomycetes; Ustilaginales; Ustilaginaceae. Gene Ontology annotation, cellular component: ribosome; cytosolic small ribosomal subunit. Gene Ontology annotation, biological process: translation. The transcript is spliced from 2 exons.